This is a messenger RNA of Vitis vinifera (wine grape), 963 nucleotides long. RefSeq names its product transcription factor HBP-1b(c1)-like. The record is from RefSeq and is a predicted model, not a curated record. The coding region runs from base 65 to 832 and encodes 255 amino acids. Gene Ontology annotation, molecular function: sequence-specific DNA binding. Lineage: Eukaryota; Viridiplantae; Streptophyta; Magnoliopsida; Vitales; Vitaceae. Gene Ontology annotation, biological process: DNA-templated transcription. The transcript has a single exon.
UUUUGAGGCUUAUAAUAGACGGCCGUUAACUCUGCUAGAAGCCAGUUGCCUCCUCCCCACAUACAUGGCCUCCUCCCCCGCAAAUCACGAAGGCUUCCACAAAUUCUUCGAAAGCUGGCUCACAGAGCAAAACCAGCACCUUCAAGAGCUCAUUUCUGCGUCCAGAAACAAUCAGCACACUGACGAUUCUGAUCAAAUCCUGUGCCCUCUGGUAGAACGCGUGGUCAGCCACUACCAUAACUACUACCACGCCAAAUCCCUCUCGACAAGGGACAACAUUUUGUCUAUGCUCACCCCGCCUUGGCGAUCUUUAUUAGAGGACGCCUUUCUCUGGGUUGGCGGGUGGAGACCGAGCGUGGCCUUCCACCUGCUCUACUCCAAGUCGGGUUUGCAGUUUGAGAGUGGACUUGCUGACCUGAUCCGCGGGCUGAGCACUGGGGAUUUGGGCGAUAUGUCUCACGAGCAGCUCUGCCGCGUGGAUGAGUUGCAAAGGAAGACUAUAAGAGAAGAGAGGGAGAUGACAGAAAACAUGGCUAGGAUUCAGGAGACGGUGGCGGACUCCAAGAUGGUGGAGUUGUCGGAGGCAGCCACGGAGGAGGGCGGCGGUGGAGAUGAUCUGGGGGAGAGAGUUGAGUCAGCGCUGAAGCAUAAGGAGGAGGGGUUGGCGGAGAUGCUGCUCAAGGCGGACGAUCUAAGGCUGAGAACACUCAAGGGCGUCCUGGACAUUCUCACUCCGAUGCAGUGCGUCCAUUUCUUGAUAGCUGCGGCGGAGCUCCACUUGAGGCUUCAUAAGUGGGGUAAGAACAAGGAUGAGCAGCAGCACCACGUCUAAAAUAUGGGACCAAUUAAAUGGAGGUUUUUUAUUGUGAAAUUAAAAAGUUGCUAAGCCCUAAGUCCUAAGUGUCACAUGGAUGUUUUUAUCUUUUCUAAAGUUCAAGAAAGAGAGACGCUUGAUUUACUCCU